Messenger RNA from Rubroshorea leprosula, 1705 nucleotides. The record is from the annotation of a GenBank genome assembly. Lineage: Eukaryota; Viridiplantae; Streptophyta; Magnoliopsida; Malvales; Dipterocarpaceae.
UAGUGAUAAUCCAACAGAGAAAAAGCAAGCAAGUUUGGCAACAAAGAAAUCCUCAACAAACUUGGGCAGGACUAGAAUUCUCUAUGCACGAGGAAGAAUAUGCUUGGCUAGAAGGAUGUUACGUGGGAAUCACUAGUUGGGGUCCUAAGUUCUUUGAGACUAUAGGAAGUCUAUGGGGAAAGUUCAUUACUUUAGAUGAUAGCACCAGAAAAAAGCUUAGAUUUGAUAUGACAAGAUUACUAAUUUCAACUUUGAUGAUGGAGUUCAUAUCUAGAAGCCUCAGAAUCGAAGUAAACGGUGAACUGUUCAAUGGUGAACUGUUCAAUGUUAAGAUCUCCGAAGAGGAAUCAAUAAAUAAUUUGUUCUCCAUGAAAUCAAAUUAUGUAUUCACAUUUCAAAGGGAGUCCGAUACUAUGUCGAGUGAAUCAUGGUCAAUGGAGACAGACUUAGAAGGAAACUACCAUGCAGACAUGCACAGCUUAGGAGACGAGAAAGUAAGGGAGGUGGUUGAUUCCCAAGAAAAAGCUGCAAUAAAGGUUGAGGAUUUGGACAGUAUUUGGCUUAAUAAAGAAGGUGGCAGAAGGGAGAUGGCUACUUCCCAAGAAAAAGCUGCAAUGGAAGCAGAGGAUCUGGUGGAAAUGGUGCAAGAUAGCUUCCCAAGUCAAGCCUCUGUGCUUAAUCAUGAUUCAACUCCUAAAUUACAAAAGUCCAAUAGUAUUGAAUCUUUGGGCCUAAACGAUGGCAAAGGAAAAGAACCCAACUUUGGGCCCAUUAACAGGCCUAGUAGCAACCCAACAAUACCACAUCAGAUUUUUAUUGCUGAAAGGGAGGAUAACUCUAACAAAGAAUUACAUAUCAGAAUGGAGGUGGAGACUAGCUUAAAAGAGGAAUGCUUCUGGGAAGGGUUUGAGAGUGAAUCAGGCCGAGUUCAGGACUGGAUGUGCCGACGGGAAAGAAAAUUGUCCAAGAAUGAAAGAAAAAAGAAGACAAGAGCUAGAUCUUGUGUAGCCAUCUACAAGGGGAUUGAAGAAAUUAAAACCACAGACCAACAAUCAAAGAACAGGGGUCGAAGAGGUACGAAGAGGCUCUUGAAAGGUUUAAAUUCCUUCUUUCCUCUCAAACCGAGAGAAACCAAUAGCAGAUGAUUCGAUUGGUGAUAGCGGAAUCUUAAAUCACAACAAAAUUCUACAAAAUUGGAAUCCAAGAAGCCAAGCCAAGAAGACUGGGAUUUCACCAAAAAAGUGGGAGUUGUGGCAAGGGAGAACGAGGAUGAGGCGAUCAAGAGAAUCGAACAAAUGGAAGUCAAGGACAACAAGAAUAAGAAAUAUAGGACAAAGACAUUUGUAACCACCCACAAGCUAAGUUCAUCUGCCCUCAAAUGAUUUUGCUCACAUGGAAUAUUCGAGGUGUAGGAAGUGGGGGCAAGGAGGGAAUUAGAGACCUGAUUAGGAGAGAAAAAUUGGAAUUUGUUGCAAUCCAAGAGUCCAAACUUCAAGUAGUAGAAAAAAGCAUGUGUAGAUCUUUAUGGGGCUCAGACAAUUUUGACUGGGCUACAAAGGCCUCCAAUGGUAGAUCCAGUGGCCUCAUUGCGUCUGGGAUAAGGAUGUUUUUAGGAAAAGCAGUACUUUUGUAGGCAACCAUUACAUAAAAGUUUCCAAGGGGCCAAACUCGACUCCAGUAUCUAUAAUAAAUGUUUAUUCCCCAU